AUGAAGUCCUUCGUUGUGUCUUCACUUCUCCUUUCGGGGGCUGCUGCCUUCCCGUUCGUGGUUGACCAAGCUGGUGUCAACUCAGAAAUCGUUCAAGCCGAGCGACAACGUGUUCGCAGACAACAAGCGAACCCAAAUGGCCCAGGCAGCGCAGCAACUUGCCCAUUCAACGCAAACCACGUACCUGCCCCAGGUGUAAAGGCCCCAUAUCUGUACAACAACGCGAAGAACGGCGCACCAGGUAAUGGAAGGGGUGGCUACGUCGUCCCAGAUCCAAACGAUGCAGCCCACGCAUUCGUUGCACCCGGACCAAACGACAUUCGUGGCCCAUGCCCAGGUCUUAACGCUGCUGCCAACCACAAUUUCUUGGCCCACGACGGUAUCACCACAUUCAGCGAACUGGUCGACGCCCAACAAAACAUCUACAACGUUGGCUACGACCUCGCGAACGUUCUUGCCCUGCUCGGCUUGACCCUCACCGACGGCGACCUCGUCACCGAGAAGCUGUCCAUUGGAUGUGAUGCCACCACCCGCACAUCCUUUGCCCCAAUCUUGACCGGCUCAGAGCCAGGUCUUGAUGGCCACAACAAGUUCGAGGCUGAUACUUCGUUGACUCGUAACGACUACUUCACACACAACGGUGACAACUUCAACUUCAACGGCACCCUCUUCGGCAUGAUGACCGAGACUACUGGCGGUCUGUACAACCUUGAGAACCUCGCCCAGUACCGAUACGAGCGAUACCAGCAAUCGAAGGUUGAGAACCCCAACUUCUACUUCGGUCCAUUGAGCUUGCUGCUGUUCGGCGCCGCCUCGUUCUUGUACGAGCUCAUGCCAUCAGGCCCAGACUACAUCCCCGACAAGGCUACCAUCUCCUCUUUCUUCGGUGCCCAGGACAACAGCGACGGCACCUACUCCUUCAACAACAUGGAGAAGAUCCCAGACAACUGGACCAACCGUGUCGACCCAUACGAUCUCACCAAGGUCGGUUCCGAGAUUCUGAAGAUGUACCUCCUCAAGCCAGUGCCAUUCGGCGGUAACACUGCUGCCGGUACUUUCAACGUCAUCAACUUUGGUGCUAUUCAGAACGGUACCAUCGAUCAAGCUGUUGGUCUUGACCCUAAGGUCGGAGCUUGCUUGUUGUACCAACUUCUCACUGAGCGUGUGCCAUCGUACCUUAACGGACUUAUUACACCAUCUGUGGAUGCGCUUAGCUUGAUUGCGACCAAGCUUUCUGGCACUGACUUUGCCAACCUUGGAUGCCCUCAGCCUUUGACUUAA
Molecule: messenger RNA, 1281 nt
Organism: Fulvia fulva
Lineage: Eukaryota; Fungi; Ascomycota; Dothideomycetes; Mycosphaerellales; Mycosphaerellaceae
Product: Aromatic peroxygenase
Exons: 2
Coding region: 1-1281 (426 amino acids)
Molecular function (GO): peroxidase activity
Source: RefSeq, a predicted model, not a curated record